Messenger RNA from Zygotorulaspora mrakii, 720 nucleotides. Its product is annotated as C2H2-type zinc finger protein. Gene Ontology annotation, molecular function: RNA polymerase II cis-regulatory region sequence-specific DNA binding; DNA-binding transcription factor activity, RNA polymerase II-specific. The transcript has a single exon. The coding region runs from base 1 to 720 and encodes 239 amino acids. Gene Ontology annotation, cellular component: PcG protein complex; transcription regulator complex. The record is from RefSeq and is a predicted model, not a curated record. Gene Ontology annotation, biological process: regulation of transcription by RNA polymerase II. NCBI's taxonomy places the organism in Eukaryota, Fungi, Ascomycota, Saccharomycetes, Saccharomycetales, Saccharomycetaceae.
AUGAUGUUCGGGAAUGAUUGCUCGGUUCUGGUUCUGCCCAGCCCCAACGUCAAUAGCCACGGGAUGGCUAUGAGCGGGAACUACCCCAUAAUGUGCUCGCAUGCGGAUGUGUCGGGGCAGAAGCAUUUCACGCUGUUGCCACCGUUGACAAACUCGCAGCUUAUAGACAAUGACCUGAAGUACAAGCUGAACCGGUACUCCUUCUCUAUUGGGUCGUCGUCGGACACCAGUGCGUCAACGCCGGCCACUUCUCCUGUGUCAAGGGCGAUGUCCAACUCGCACAUACACGACCACGAUCACGUGCACGUGCACGAUCUCUUCCACAACAGUGAGUACACUGUAGCGGCUCCUAGAAACACCCGCAACGAGAGCACGAGUUCGCUGGCCGGGUCGGAUGCGGCAACUGCAAAUUCAUAUGUGCUCAGAGCUGGCACUACACUGAAUUCAAAACACAUAGUGAGGAAAGACUCACCAAGGGAGUUGCAAUCGGAGAUUUUGCGACAACAACCGCCAGUAAAGGUGGAACAGAGACGUAGAUAUGUUUGUAAGGUCUGCUCGAAAGCGUUCACUACUUCGGGUCAUUUGGCAAGACAUAACAGAAUUCACACCGGUGAAAAAAAUCAUAUCUGUCCCUUUGAAGGUUGUAAUCAAAGGUUCAGCAGACACGACAAUUGCAUUCAACAUUAUAAAACACAUUUCAAGAAGAAGGCCUCAUCGUAA